UGGCGUAUUGUUGUGUACCGGGAUGUCGAUUGUUUAGCCGUCAAAAUAAAGAGAAUACAUCAUUUCACAAAUUUCCACAGGACAAAGAACUUCAGAAAACGUGGAUUGUUAAAAUUCGACGGGACAUAGGACCUAACUUUCAGAUUACAAAGAACACAAGAGUGUGCUCGAAACAUUUCUUUCCGGAAUGUUUUUCAAGAACAUUGACUGGAAUCAGGAAGCUAAAGGAAGGUUCAAUUCCGUCAGUGUUUACCUGGACUCAACGGCCUUACAAAAGGAAAACCUUGCGAUCACAAUGUCAUUUAGAGGAAGAACAUGAGGAAGAUGAAAGUUCUACAAAGGAUGGACCAAGCAACGAAGAAUGUCAUGUCACAGAGAUGCCAAACACCGAUCAUGACUACUGUGUGGAGCCCAUGACUACUGAGGAGCAGCUUGUGGCUGCACGGGAGGAAAUUUCUCGUCUGUCUGCGGAAAAUGAGGCACUCAAAAGUCAUCAGUUUGGCAUUCAGAAUUUUAUGAGUAAUCCAAAACUCAUCCAGUUUUACACUGGGUUCCCUGAUUUUGACACUUUAAGAGCCGUUUUCUUGGCUCUACAGCCCACAGCACAGAGCAUGGCCUCAUGGGCUCAAGUGCAAAGAAUUAGUGCAACCAACCAACACACACUGAGGGUUGGAUUCCAGGCACAACAUCUUUCCCUGUUUAAUCAGUUUUUCAUGUUUCUUUGCCGGAUUAGACUGGGCCUUCUUGAACAAGACCUUGCUCUGCGUUUCAAUAUUUCACAAAGUACAGUCAGUCGAAUCUGUGUUACCUGGGCAAAUUAUUUGUACUUCAUGCUGGGGAGUCUGCCUAUAUGGCCAAGUAGAGCUGCAGUUGAUGAACUUAUGCCAGAGUAUUUUAAAGCUCUCUACCCCAAAACCAGAGUCAUCCUGGAUUGUACUGAAGUCCGAGUCCAAACUGCCAGCUCCAAGGUACUGAACUCUGAGACUUACUCACACUACAAAGGCACAACUACACUAAAAUCUCUGGUUGGAAUUUCCCCGGAUGGGAGCAUGACUUUUGUGAGCAGUCUUUACACAGGAAGCAUCUCUGAUAAAGAGAUCACAAAGUCAUCUGUCAUUUUGAAUCUUCUGGAAGAGGGCGAUGCUGUGAUGGCAGACAAAGGCUUUUUAAUCAAAGAUCUACUUGACGAAAUUCAUGCCACAGUAGUAAUCCCACCUUUUCUCUGCCCAAUUGGGACAGUUCAGCCAUGA
This is a messenger RNA of Sinocyclocheilus anshuiensis, 1250 nucleotides long. RefSeq lists its product as uncharacterized. Lineage: Eukaryota; Metazoa; Chordata; Actinopteri; Cypriniformes; Cyprinidae. The record is from RefSeq and is a predicted model, not a curated record. The transcript has 5 exons. The coding region runs from base 378 to 1250 and encodes 290 amino acids.